AUGAUUCCCAGACCGGAAGAGAAGGGGCUCCCGCCACAGCAGGCCCCCAGCCCAGCCCUGCCGGCCCAGGGAUCCCUGCCCCAGCAGCUGAGCCCGCCGGGCUUCCUGCCUCCCGCCUGGCGCCAGGAGCCCAGGAAGAGGAGCAGCCUUCUCAAGGAGCUGGGCGCCUUCCAUGUUGUCAUUGCCCUGCUGCACGUGUUCUUUGGGAGCUACCUGGUCUCUGCCGUGGAGAGUCUUCAUCUGGUGGUGCUCAAGUCUUGGUACCCAUUCUGGGGGGCUGCCUCUUUCCUUGUUUCAGGAAUCCUGGUGAUAACCGUGGAGAUGGUUUCGAAGACUUAUCUGAAGACACUUUGCCUGACAGCCCACGGCAUCAGCUUCUUCUGCGUGCCAGCAGGCCUCUUUGUCAUCGCCAAAGAUCUCUUUAUGGAGAGUCCAUUUGAUUUCCCCAUCUGGACACCAUACCCCAACAGCACAAUCCACAUCCAGAGACUGGAGCUAGCUCUGCUCUGUUUCACCUUCCUGGAGUUCUUCCUGCUCAUCUCCACGGCCAUUGCAGUCCGCAGAGAUGGCCGCCGGUCUGCAGAGGAAGAUGACUUGUCCCUUGUUCCGGACACAGUAUUGGGGUUCAGGGGGCCACCCAUGAGUCCUCCGCCAUCCUAUGAGGACGUGACUCUGGGCAACAUGUAAGACGAGCCGAAACAGAGUGUAUUAUUUUGGAGGGUACUUUGCAUCAGCAACAAACAGGAAGCCAGUCUCUUUGCAUAAGAAGAGGCAAAGCACCAAAGUCAUGGAAAUGCUGUGAAAAGAAGAGGACCUACCUUGCCACCCCACCGCCAGGAUCUCAGCGACCACUGCUCCGCCUCCUGCUCACUCUGCUCCAGCCACCCUGGCUUCCUGGAGGCGGCACAGACACCGCAGGCGCACCCCUGCUGCUGAGCCACCCCCUUGCCCUUCCUCUGCCUGGACUUUCUUCCCUGGAGAAUCACGGCCUUGCUCUGCCCAAGAAAGAUUGGGCUUCUGACUCUGGGCCACGGCUCGCGUCAUUUGCCCCUCCCAUCGAUCUGUGAUGUAGGCCCUGUUAAGAUCCCCAUCUCAUACAGGCUCAGAGAUGUUAAGCAAGCUUCCCCAAGGCACCCAGCAGAUGAGAGGCAGAGCCUGGCUUUGGACCCGAGCACGCUGGCUCCACACUGACAGGCUGCCUCCUGAUGGCGCCCAGACGGGGCGACAGGGUGGCCCUGCUCUCCGGGAGCUCUACUCUCACUGGUCAGAUGAGACGCCCGUAAGACGGCCACCACACAGUCCACAAAGCAAAGUCAGCCCUCAAAGUUCACGGGAACCCCGUCUUCCCAGAUGGGCCGUUUGCAACUGUCCGGGAUAGUGGUCCGUGAAACCCCAGUGUGUAGAGACGCCCUUGGGAUUCCUGAGCCUUGCCCUGAAAAGUCCCGGAAUUCAGGUUGUUUGAAUUCUGUCGUCACCUCCCUUGUUGCCACUCCUGGCUGUCACCUCUGGGUUCAGUUACUGACUGGCCUGGAGCCUCUUGUCUCUGCUUCUGUGGAUUACAGCUGGCUUUGGGGCAGAGUGUCAAGUGGAAGUCCUUGGGCUUGGCCGGAGCCUCAGAGAGCCCAGGGCCAUGCAGAUGUUUAGGGCAAAUGGUUAGGACAAAGAGCCUGGAGGAACAAAUCUUAAAGCUCGGCCAUCUGGAGACCCCGGGCUCAAAUUCCAGCUUGGGCGGUAACUUGCUCUGUGACCUUGACCCAGCCUCAGCCCCUCACAGGGCCUCAACAUGGAACGUUGUACUAGACUGGUGGUUUGCUUUGAUAAUCAAUCAAUGGAAAAGGUAGUACAGUGAUUAACCUGGAGCGUCAAGUUCCCACACUUCCUCUCUCUCCGGCUGUAUCCGUCUCAUGCACGCACGUCCACACACAGGCGCACUUGCAUCUCCCUGUGAGCUUUUGUACUGAACUAUCUGAGAGUAAGUUGCAGAUACCAUGGGGUGCCUGGGUGGCUCAGUCGGUUAAGCCUCCGGCUUCAGCUCA
Molecule: messenger RNA, 2036 nt
Organism: Suricata suricatta (meerkat)
Lineage: Eukaryota; Metazoa; Chordata; Mammalia; Carnivora; Herpestidae
Gene: MS4A10
Product: membrane spanning 4-domains A10
Exons: 7
Coding region: 1-687 (228 amino acids)
Biological process (GO): cell surface receptor signaling pathway
Cellular component (GO): plasma membrane
Source: RefSeq, a predicted model, not a curated record